Molecule: messenger RNA, 2677 nt
Organism: Drosophila eugracilis
Lineage: Eukaryota; Metazoa; Arthropoda; Insecta; Diptera; Drosophilidae
Gene: Tmem214
Product: transmembrane protein 214-A
Cellular component (GO): Golgi apparatus; endoplasmic reticulum
Source: RefSeq, a predicted model, not a curated record
AUCGGCUUGUUGCUUUUUGUUCUGCCGGUCGCCUGCAUUUUCUCAUUUAAUUUAUUUCCACUAAUUAAAGACUGUACUCAACAUGUCGGAACAAUGGGAGGUGGUAUCUAAGUCGCGCAAGCAAAAGAAUCUCGACAAGAAGGUUAUCGCGCACACGGAGCAGAAGAGAAUUGCAGCCCAGAUGCCGAAACUUGAGGAGCUGUUGCCAACUCAGCGGUAUCGUAAUUUGUUCGGCUCCACCACAAACAACAAUAACAAGUCCCAUUCACCUGCAAAAUCCAGUUCAAGUGCUUCGUCUUCCUCGAAAACCAAUAAAUCGCCAAUUAAGAAGAAUCCUGUGAAGAAUGCCGGUACAUCGAAUCAGAGAAAGACCACGUCGUCGACGUCUGUGGCAAAACCAAAAACCCUGGAGCUGGCUCUUAGAAACAUCACCAGGGAUGAUUUUGCUGCCCAACUAGAGCAAGUUAAGCUAAGUUGUCCUGGUUCUGAACUGCGCUGGCUAAGUCACAUUGCCCAGUACUUUAAUGGCGCCCUAUCCUACGAUUGUGAUCCCAUAUUUUCUGGCCGAUCGGCUCAGUAUCCCAGCAAUUUGGCCAGUGCAUCACUUAAGUAUUCAGUUGUGGAGUUCCUGGGCAGCGUGGGUGAACAAAAUUUGGAGUAUUUUUUCUAUUCUUUAUUGGACAGCAUGGCCACCGAUCUAAAUAACAAUCAGACUGUGGCAGGUUAUAAGCUAGUGUUGCAAUUGAUCGGUCAGAACUGGCCUAAUAUUUGCUCCAGAAACCUGGCCAAGACCGCAUUGCUAAGGAACUCCUAUCAGAACCGCAGCAACAUUUGCCUGAGCAUCCUUUGGGCGAUUGGACAAGGCGGCUACCAAUCGCUGAACGAGGGCGUCAGGGUGUGGCAGAACCUUAUGCUGCCCAACUUGGAGCUUAAGCAAUACACGAAAUUUGUGGUGGAGUAUAUGGAACGGGCUCUGAGUGCGGCAGCUGCCAGGAAGACGGUGGAUCCCCUGCAACUCAAUCAGCAGGAGUUCUUUGCCACCUAUAACGCAUUGAAUGCGCCAUACAACAAUCUGCCCAAGGACUGGCAGCAAAGUCUAAAGCGAAGUGCGCGUUUGUUGCUGCAAAACUAUAUUGACAGUCCUGUGAAGCAUGCCAAUAUAUUCCUGACGCUCUUCCGCGAAAUAACAGCAAACACCAAGCAGAAUAACGAGAUCGAAGGCUGUAUUAGUUGCCUGCUUAGCAACGGUAGAGAUGAUUGCCUGAGAGUAUGGCGCAUGAACUAUAAAAAACAACAGUUACCCAGUCUAUUGCUAUUAAAAGCCAUAGAUGACAAUUGGACAACGUCUACCUAUGAAUUGGCUACAUCACCGGUGUAUCACACUUUUCUGCAAGAUAUAGAAAGUCUGAACGAAGAACUUCAGGCUAGCAAGCGAAAAGACGGCAACUUGGAAAAUUUAAAAAUUGUUUUGAUGAGCGUCCAAGAGAAGAGCAGCGCUCAGCAGAAAAAGAACAAACAGAAUGCUGCGGCACAGAAAAAGAAGUGCGGAUGCUGCAAGUGGACCUUGGGCAGCAUUUUCAUUAUCGCUCUGAUUGCCGGAGCUCUGUACUAUGACACCGAGGUUAACGGCAAGGGAGUAUUCGAGAAAUCGGCCUCCGGCAAGGUACUGAAGAACGCCGGAGUGUUGCCGCAUGUCCAGAAGACCUGGUACACGGUCAUGAGCGCUGGAGCUCGGGGUUACAAGUGGGCGGAGGUGAAUGUUCCACCUUACGCAGAACCAGCGAUCAAGACCAGUGGAGACCUGUGGAAGCUGGCGAGAAACGCGGCCUGCAACGUUUUCCAGAACGGCAAGGAAUACUUCGCAGUCAAGUGGCCCGUUGUUGCCAAAUUCAUUGACCAAUACGUGCCCAAUUUGUCUGGUAAGAUCGAAGCCUUUGCCGCGGGCGUUAGCGAUUUCGCCGUCAGCAGCUACGAUAAGUCUGCCGCGCUUAUCAAGGAAAAGGUGCUUGUUGGCCGUUUCUCGCCCGAGAACAUCAAUCAGGCGCUGAACCAGACGCGCAUCGCCGCCCUGGAGUACUACAACCAGUUUCACAAAAAGGUCGACGCUUAUGCCAAGCUCAAAUGAUUCUAAGCGUCAGGCACGCUUACCUCUCUAACAGCAACAUCAUCAGCAGCUGCAGCAGAAGGAAACACAAAACGCGUCAUAGUAAAUAGUGCAGGAAACCCCAACAUUUCGCAAUUAGUUAAAAAACCGGAAAAUGUUCUACAGUCGAAACUCAAAAAGACAUUCACAUUCAUCAACAACUUCUCGUCAGGUCUAAUUAAGAAAAAGCAAUACGAGCUAAACAUUGUGGAUGCCGCCGAUAGUGUACACUAAACACCUAGUAAAUUCAACCUCUAUACUGAUAAAUUAGUUAAAAAUCCGAAAAAAAUUCUGUUGUACAACACUUGUUUAAACAUUUUUCUCCCAGAAGAGAAAAUUAUAUUUUUAAAUUGAAUUUUGUUUACAACGGCUUCAGAGUUUUGUAAAAAGUUAUAUUCUAAAAAUUUUCGUAAAUGUAAUUAUUUAAGAGCGUUUUUUAUGGCGAUGCGCGAAGUGUUAACGAAAUGGUGUUAACAGAACUUAACAAUUCCAGCUGCAUUUUGAAGGCAAACAAUAGAUUCAAAUAUUUUUAUA